Molecule: messenger RNA, 592 nt
Organism: Morus notabilis
Lineage: Eukaryota; Viridiplantae; Streptophyta; Magnoliopsida; Rosales; Moraceae
Product: transmembrane protein 136-like
Exons: 3
Cellular component (GO): membrane
Source: RefSeq, a predicted model, not a curated record
AACUUUUUCCUUUUUUUUGAGUUUCUGUUGCAGAGUGGAUCCGAAUUGGUAGCGGCAUUGUGGGUAUCAGAACUCUCUAGUCCUUUCCUCCAUGUAAGAGAACUUAUAAAAGAACUCGGCUACAAAGAUACCGACUUAAAUUUGGCAGCUGAUAUUUCUUUUGCAGUCAUUUUCACUAUUGCAAGGAUGGUAUUCGGGUCGUACAUAACUUUCGUUACCGUAUCUGCCAACAAUCCUUUCACCAUACAGGUCAUGGCAGUGGGAUUGCUACUAGUCAGCACUUUCUGGUUCUACAAGAUCGCGAGGAUGGUGAAUUAUAAACUCUCGAAGAGGACUGCAUCCAAAAAAGUUGCCUCAAAAUCCAUCCAGAUGAUGAAUUGAAGCUUUGAUUGAGCAACGAAUAAUUCGUAACUAGAAAGUAGAAACAAUUUCCAUAAUGUAAUUUCACAAAUGCGAUUUCUAUGUUGAGACUAAUUCCGCUGGUGCAACUUGCAAGUUUAGCUCAAUGAAGUUCAUUUUCUGGUAUCAUUCGGGAAAUAAAUUGUGUAAUAAAACCGUGGAGCUGCUAAUGGAAAACAAGCGGAAAAAAAUA